Pistacia vera is the source of this 1322-nucleotide messenger RNA. Its product is annotated as mRNA-decapping enzyme-like protein. Gene Ontology annotation, cellular component: P-body. Gene Ontology annotation, biological process: deadenylation-dependent decapping of nuclear-transcribed mRNA; positive regulation of catalytic activity; deadenylation-independent decapping of nuclear-transcribed mRNA. The record is from RefSeq and is a predicted model, not a curated record. Gene Ontology annotation, molecular function: enzyme activator activity; mRNA binding. The transcript is spliced from 8 exons. NCBI's taxonomy places the organism in Eukaryota, Viridiplantae, Streptophyta, Magnoliopsida, Sapindales, Anacardiaceae. The coding region runs from base 16 to 1119 and encodes 367 amino acids.
UAAAACGACAUUAAAAUGUCUCAAAACGGCAAAUUGAUGCCUAAUCUUGACCAACAAAGCACCAAACUCCUUAAUCUCACUGUUCUUCAGCGAAUCGACCCUUUCAUUGAAGAAAUUCUCAUCACCGCUGCUCAUGUCACCUUCUACGAGUUCAACAUUGACCUCAGCCAAUGGAGUCGCAAGGAUGUUGAAGGAUCUCUUUUUGUUGUCAAAAGGAAUACGCAACCUCGGUUUCAGUUUGUUGUGAUGAAUCGACGCAAUACAGAUAAUUUGGUGGAAAAUCUCCUGGGAGAUUUUGAGUAUGAAGUCCAGGUCCCAUAUUUAUUGUAUCGAAAUGCAUCUCAAGAAGUAAAUGGUAUUUGGUUCUACAAUGCACGUGAAUGUGAAGAGGUUGCAAAUCUCUUUAACAGAAUUCUCAAUGCAUAUGUCAAGGUGCCUCAAAAGUCAAUGGUAUCAUCUACUAAAAGUGAGUUUGAGGAACUGGAAGCUGUUCCAACUAUGGCCGUAAUGGAUGGUCCUCUGGAGCCAUCAUCAUCAACUGUAUCCAAUGCUGCUGAUGCCCCUGAUGAUCCUGCCUUUGUGAACUUCUUCAGUACAGCAAUGAAUAUCGGGAAUGCUUCAAAUGCAACAAUUGCUACCCAACCUUACCAGUCUUCUACAACAGUACCUCCACCUUCCAAUCCAGCCACUGUUGCCUCUCCUGUUGUGCCAACCUUGCAAAUACCCUCACCUUCUCUGUCCGCAUCUGUGCCCUUAAUGCCGCUACUUGACCCUGAAUCCAGCAGCAGCAGCAACCGGAUCGCUAAUCUUGUGAAGCCGUCAUCAUUCUUUGUUCCUCCUCCUGCUUCUGCCAGGAUGAUCCCCUCUGUCUCUUCAUCUAUACCCACAGCUCCACCUCUGAAUCCUCCCUCAAGUCUGCAACGUCCAUAUGGUGCCCCAUUGCUUCAACCUUUUCCACCACCAACUCCUCCGCCACCAUCUCUUACUCCUGUUCUUACUCCAAACUAUGGAGCAGUUAUCAGCAAAGACAAAGUCCGAGAUGCACUUCUAGCACUUGUUCAGGACAAUCAAUUCAUGGACAUGUUCUAUCGAGCACUGCUGAAUGCACAUCAUUCUUGACCAGUUGAAAGCAGCAUUACAAUGUAGUAGUUGCUGGAAUUUUUGUUCAUUGUGUAGCUCUCUACAAGUGUGUAAGACCCAAUCUGUAUAGCAUUUUGCACUGUCUCAUUGGUUUUGAUGGAGUAAAUGUUGAUGUUGGUAUAUAAAUUGCUCUUGUUUUUUAUUCAGUAAACAUGUGAAAUAUGGCUCCUUGGUUAUUAUCA